Messenger RNA from Trematomus bernacchii (emerald rockcod), 17455 nucleotides. It is a transcript of the gene rnf213a, whose product is annotated as ring finger protein 213a. The transcript has 69 exons. Gene Ontology annotation, molecular function: metal ion binding; ubiquitin-protein transferase activity; ATP hydrolysis activity. The record is from RefSeq and is a predicted model, not a curated record. Gene Ontology annotation, biological process: negative regulation of non-canonical Wnt signaling pathway; ubiquitin-dependent protein catabolic process; sprouting angiogenesis. The coding region runs from base 424 to 16680 and encodes 5418 amino acids. Gene Ontology annotation, cellular component: cytosol; nucleolus; membrane. Lineage: Eukaryota; Metazoa; Chordata; Actinopteri; Perciformes; Nototheniidae.
UGUGUCUACUAUCUAACAGACAGGUAGCAAAGAUAAGACAGCAUCAUGCCUUAUUAAAUGCACUGUCGACCUUGUCUACUGUACUGGCCUUUGCACCCUCAGAAAAAAUUAUUUGGUGCAGCAGCAUGUGAUAAGUAUUUCAUGAAAAGGAACGUUUAUUUAUUUGUCUACUUUAGAGUAUUUUCCACUUGUUUUGAUAUGUGUUAUUCUUCUAAAGCAUCGGCGUAUAUUUUAGAGCGCAGUAAGACCUCGCUGUUUCCUUCUCUUUGUCCGCGUGAGUUUAUUAUUCGCUGUUAGUUAGCGGGACUAAAGGUGGGCGUGCCCAUAGGUGGCAUGCAAUGGUUCACUGCCACUCUGCUGCAUAGAGGUUAUUUACCUUUCAGCCUUAAACGAAACGCUUAUCGUGAACACUGACUUCUCAAGAUGAAGUGCCCAGGUUGUCGCCAUACUAUUUCGGAGAAGAACGCCAAGUUUUGCAGUGAGUGUGGCCAUAAGCUAUCUGUUCAACCUGCAAACACUCAGGAUACAGGAGAUGAGCCCAAACCCUUGGUAGCAGACUCAGAAGGUACAUCAGAGAAAUCAGUUUCAAAAAAUGAGUCCAAUAGAUCCCCCAAACGACCAAAUGAUGAGACCAUCAGCAACCCAAAGAAAAAGAAAAAGAAGAAGAAGAGGAACAAAAAGAAGAAAGAAGGCCCCUUGUCAUCAGACCAAGACAUGUCUCAUGUCUCACUGGGAGACAGCCAAGGAAAGAAGACUCAGGGCGGGCCAGACUCUUCUGAGAGUGAAAGCUCAGAAAAUGCAAUGGAUGACACACCAGAGUCCCUCCAAGAUGGGCCCUCCUCACUAGAGAGCCAGCCUAGUUCAGUAGCAGCUGACAUUCCUGCGGGCCCUUCUGAAGACAAACAAGAGGUUCAGAGUGAAAUGGAGGCUUUAGCAUUAGAGGCAAGAACUCCGAUUCAUUCUGGGGACGCUCCAGGUAUCACUGUUGAGGGAGAGAGCAAUGCACUGAAAUCAGCUCAGGAUCAGGCUCUCAACACAGCACCAGCUGACACUCAGACUCCCAUCCAAGAAGACAGCAAGAGUGAGAGCAAGACAGUAGCUUCUCAGGCAGGUUCAGGCAAAGGGAACAAGGCAACAAACCUACAAGAUGAAAAUACUGAAAAGAAAGGCUCAAAGAAAAGGAAAGACUUGGACACCAAUAAACCACCUGCAAUGGACCAGAAUGCCAACGUAGAGAAAAAUGAGAAGCAGACAGGACAAAGCAAACAGAAGGGAAAGAGUCAGCAGGAGCAGAAACAGAAUCCGAUGGUGUUUGGGCCUCAAACACUUUCAAAGGCUGACCCCGGAGGCUCUAGCGUCGACGCGGAGCAGACCCUGGGGGCUCAGCAGUCUGGCAGCGAGAAGGACUCGACGGCAGAACAAACCCCCGACAAGGGAAGUAAACAGGACAGCAAGGAGCCCAGCACCCAUGAUGAACCGCCCCCCAAAAGGGUGAACAAGAACAUUCCUGCGGGCCCUUCUGAAGACAAACAAGAGGUUCAGAGUGAAAAGGAGGCUUUAGCAUUAGAGGCAAGAACUCCGAUUCAUUCUGGGGACGCUCCAGGUAUCACUGUUGAGGGAGAGAGCAAUGCACUGAAAUCAGCUCAGGAUCAGACUCUCAACACAGCACCAGCUGACACUCAGACUCCCAUCUCAGAAGACAGCAAGAGUGAGAGCAAGACAGUAGCUUCUCAGGCAGGUUCAGGCAAAGGGAACAAGGCAACAAACCUACAAAAUGAAAAUACUGAAAAGAAAGGCUCAAAGAAAAAGAAAGACUUUGACACCAAUAAACCACCUGCAAUGGACCAGAAUGCCAACGUAGAGAAAAAUGAGAAGCAGACAGGACAAAGCAAACAGAAGGGAAAGAGUCAGCAGGAGCAGAAACAGAAUCCGAUGGUGUUUGGGCCUCAAACACUUUCAAAGGCUGACCCCACAGGCUCCAGCGUCGACGCGGAGCAGACCCUGGGGGUUCAGCAGUCUGGCAGCGACUCGACGGCAAAACAGACCCCCGACAAGGGAAGUAAACAGGACAGCAAGGAGCCCAGCACCCAUGAUGAGCCGCCCCCCGAAAGGCUGACCAGGAACAAGAACAUUGCUGCACGGGACAGACUCACAAUUUACUUUCAUGCAGUUCUCUCAAAGGAUUUCAAAUUUGAUCCUGCAGAAGAUCUUAUCUUCAUCAGGGCUGGGCGCUCCAUUGGAACAUGGAACGAAAAUGCAGUUGAGCUGUCUGUGGCCAGGGAUCUUGGAGAACAUGGUUUUCUGGUUGAGGGCAGGCUGCCUACAAAGAAAACGGAAGCUGUAUCUGUGUCAAUACCGUACAAAUAUGUUGUCUAUAACAAAAAAAAGGACAAAUACGAGCAUGAGUACAUAUACAAACUGGAUUCUACUCACCAGAUUACCAACAGGUGUUUGUUUGUGAAACCCGGCCUUGUCACUGACGACGGGGACUGGCAUCAAUAUGAUGACAUCAUUUGUGCCGAGCCAUCGAAGAACGUGCUGAAGCGCAUUAAAGAAACUUUCUGGCCUGACCAAAGGAAGAAUCUGAUUGAAGGCAGAGAGAUCGCAGGGAACAUCAUGCUGGAGUCCAUAUUUGAUCUUCUCAGGAGCUGGACUGAUAUAAAUUUGAGAAGUUUUUUGAUCCAGCUGAAUCAGUUCUGUCAAGUUUAUGGAGAUCCUUUUGUGUAUGAAGAAAAACAAAAGAAGUGGCUCUCCUUAGAAUAUGGGGAAGAGGAUGUGAGAAGGAUGCUGAAAGAAUUCAUGCUGACAAAGGUUAUUCCUCUGAGGAAGGAUGGAGGUGGGGAGAUGCUCUACACUCAGGAUCGCAUGAGAGCAGCUGUGAUCAUGCUAUAUGUAUGGAGACAGCAUAAACUCAGACUGGAACAUGGUGAACUCAAUCAGCUCUGCAAUAUGCUCUGUUUACCCAAACGGAACAAAGAAGAGUUUCUCGGUUACUGGGCAGAGUUUUCUCAGGAUGUCGCUAUUCUCAACAAAAAUCUGACAGAUAUGUUGGUGUAUCUGAUAAAAGCUGUGAAAACAGCAGGAAUGCCUCGAUGGAUUCUGGUCCUGCCGCUCCUCCACCUUCUCAAAGGCAACACGAAGCCCUUUGAAGUACCAACUUCUGGAAACUCAAAGUAUGGUUCAGCCUGGGCAGGUUUGGAAGGCCUUGACAUUGGCACCUCAUUAUCAUACAUGGGCAGUCAAGACAGGAAGUCUCUAGUGAAUCUGAUGAAAAGCCACAGUCACUUGAUGGAAGUGGAUGCACUUUUUGUGCGAUCCUGCAUGUUCCUGAUCCCAUUGGAUGAUCUGAUGGAGUGUAACCUCAUUGACAUUGAGCUUUUGGACAUGCUUCAUGUUUUCACUAACAAGGCUCCUCUGGAUAUUACGAGCAGUAACUACCAGGAAGUAUCUCACAUUCUCUCACAUAUCCAAGGAAAUCUUGUCGAAGAAAAAUACAGUUUGUUCACCGAGGCGUAUAGGAAAGAGUGCCUUGAAACAGCAGUGAAACUGUUAGACAAGCUCUGCAAAGGAGUCAAACCGGCAUAUACCCAGAGCUACCCGGAUAUUCCUGUCAUUUGCAUGAAUCUGGUUGCAUCAGUGUCAGACUUUGUUCAUUGUAACAAUCCACAGCAAGGAGAAGGAGAAAAAGAGCAGCAAUAUGUAAAAGACUGGAUCUCUCAGGCGAAGGACAUUAUGAGAGGCUGGAUCAGUCGAUACUACAGACAGCGUCUGCUCAACAGGGCAAUGUUCUCCAUGUACACCAGAGUUGAAGCCACAGCAGAAACAGAAAUGUGGAACAACAUCAUGUCCAUCCAAUUCAAGGAUAAAGAUUGCACACAAGUAUGGAGAGAGACAUUCACAAUGGAUUUUGAGGGCAAAUACAAACUGGAAUCUGCUGUGGAUCAAACUGAGUUUUACUGCACAAAGAUAGAGGAACUCAGUAAAUCCUAUCCACUCGUUGCUGCUAGUGUCGAGAGGUGUGCUCUUGAGGCUGUUACAUCUUUAUGCCAGACUAAGUCUGAGGGGAAGCUGUUGGAGAAGUUCAAGGUAAACUGGAAGUUCGGGAAACUCAUAUCAGCCAUUAUCGAGAAAUCCUGGCCAAAGGACCGUCAUGGAAAAUAUCAGGAAGAUGAACAAUUGGUCCUUCAGCACCUACUCUCCUGGACUGCCGCCAAAGACUAUUUCAAACUACAUGGCGCAGAUGAAAAGCUGAUCAAUGAACUCUCUCAAGAUGCCAGGGACCAAAUCGCCAUUGCAAUAUCAUCAUUCACAGCCAUCAACAAUCAACUGGUCCAUGGAACCAUAAAGACCAGCCUGCUGAAAAUCAUUUUGGACAGGAAAACCGCCUUCUUAGAUCUGCUGAAGAUUGAAUGCCUCUCUGAGAAUGAACAAUACAGGGAUAAUGACAAAAUGAGGAGACUGUUACAAUGCAGAGAGGCUGAAUUGAACGAUGUGUACCAUGAGAAGGAGCUUGUGGACAUUGUCUUAACAAUGAGCCACAAACUUGGGGAACAUAUGACAGUUGAUCUUGAGGACAUGGAAAAGAGAAACCAGGUGAACGUGGAAUCGAUGCCGCUGAACGAUUUUAUGGAGGUUCAUCCAUUUGAACAGCUGGCCACACCUAAAGCGGGUGUUGUCACCUACUUUAAUCUGGGUGAAGAAAUCAAAAACAUGGGCGAGAUCCUGUUCACCUUCAGAGACAGUCAUAUAUUCAAAGUGUGUUGGGAGAAUCAAGCCAAACUCAUGGUUGCAGAAGAAAUGGCAGACGCCGACCCUGGUGCACUUCAAAUAGCGGACAUUAAUGCAACACCAGAAAUGAUACACAAUGACAUUUUCGAGCCUUGCUAUGAUGAAUACAAAGGCAUCUACACUCGUCUGAAGAAUAGCAGUAUAAGGCUCGAGGAGGUAAACCAGCUUUUCCAUGAUUACAAGGGCAGGUACGAAGAGCUUGCAAAGGACCUGGACAUCAUGUGCAGAAUUGAUAAAUCCACUGACAAACAGUGGAUCCACAGCAGGGUUCAACAGAUCGAGCAGUAUCACGAACUUCAUCUAGCUGUGGCCUCGGCUCAAAUUAUCAUGAAGGUCAAAGAGGCGCUUUGUCUCCAGGGGGACUUCAGGGUUCUGGAGACACUCACUGAAGUUAGCCAUGCAGACUUCCAGAACGAGCCGCUCAAUCGGAUUGACAAUCACUUGAUCCAGGCAAAGAAAGUGCUGGUGGACAUCACUGAGGCUCGCAGACUGUGCCUGCAGGAGCUGGGACUCCGAGGACACUUUGUAAACUGGGUUAAAGAUUCACUUGAAGAUAUCAAUGAGUUGAAGGUGUUCGUUGACCUGGCUUCUAUCUCUGCGGGAGAGAAUGACAUGGAUGUGGAUCGUGUCGCCUGCUUCCAUGAUGCUGUCCAAGGAUAUUCUUCAAUGCUUUAUGAGCUCAAACAAGAUGCUGGUUUCAACAUCUUCAAAGACGUGCUCGAGAAGCUCUGGAAAGCUUUGAAGAAUGACAGCAAACUACCAGAUAAACUGCGGGACAGUGCACGGCAUUUGGAAUGGCUGAAGACUGUGAAGGACAGUCAUGGAUCGGUGGAGCUGUCAUCUCUUUCCUUAGCAUCAGCCAUCAACAGCAAGGGUAUCUACCUCAUCAGUGCACAAAAUGUAAAAAAGUUGAGUCUUGACUCCGCCUUGAAGCUGCAUAUUCCAGAGGAGAAUGAUGAGGGUCAGAGGAUGCGCUGCUAUUCUCUUGAGGACCUUCGAGAGCUGCAGAACAAACUUAUGCUCAUGUCUGGCAAAGGGGAUCAAGGGCAGAAUGAAGUUGAUCAUUUUGCAGAGGUUUUUGCUAGUGUUCAAAGACUAGCUGAGGCAUUCAUUGCCCUCUACACUGCUGGGAAUCCUCUUUUCAGGCACUGGGAAGCACAGAUCAACUGCAGUUUGAGCAGUAAGGAACCCAGCAUUAUGAUGGACUUCAACCUGGGCAGUGUUCUCAGUGUUGUCAUUGUGGAGGGCAGCAUAGUAGAGCAGCUUCCUAAAUUUUGCAAGAAAAUUGAGAAAUGCCUAGAUUAUUGGAUGAACUUUGUGGACAAACAGAGGUCCGAGCAUUACUACCUGAACUACUACACAGCCGAACAGAUUGUCUACCUCUGCAGCCAGUUGACUCAGCAAAAUGUGGCCCAAAUUGAGGACCAAGUUCUCAUGAUGCUCUCAUUUGUCAAGCCAAAUUGCACAGCUUCAGACUUGAGGCAGGUCUGGCAUACACUCCAGUAUGAGAUCCUCACCAAACCACCAGAGCAAAAUGAAGAAAUUGAGUUUCAGACUUUUGUUAUCGUGCCAACAAGUGAGCUGGGAGACACAGACGUUGCCAAUGAGAUGGAUUCUCUCAGUCUUGUGGUCCGAGCAAAUGGUGUGCAAAUAUUCUAUCAGAUAUGGAAUGCUUAUAUGAAAGACAUGACAACGUAUCUUCCACACAUUCUUGAUAUACAUAGUCUUGGAAGACUGUUGGAAUUACUAGCCAACAAAGAAGAAGAUAGUGAAGAAGAUGAGAGUGAUGAAGACAUUUCUGAUGAUGACACCAGACAUCUUAUACUGAGGCAGCUACCCAAAGGCAUGGCCGCCGGAAAUCCAAACCUCAUUGUUUGCCCGCACGAUGAGGUGUUGACAUCUUGCAUCUCCAUUUACAUGAGUAGUGAAGCAGAGUCACUUCCCACCUAUGAUGAAGUCCUUCUGUGCAACUCCUCAACAUCGUACGAACAGGUGGAGCUAUUCCUCAGACGCUGUCUCAGCCAAGGGUACAGGGGACAGAAGAUAUACACUCUGCUGUACGGAGAUCUGCUCACUUAUGAUGUGAGCUCUAAAGUUGAGAACUUUUUUCAGAGAAGGAAAAUGCAGAGCCGAAAAGACUAUAGACUUGUCCUCAUCUGCAGCUCUGAAAGAGAACAUGCCUAUCUUCCUUCAGCCUUCAGCCAGUACAGAUUGCACAUGGUUCCCCAGGAGCCAUUGGACGGGAUCGAGAGAUACCUCCACAAACACUACGUUGUUCCAGCAGAUCAGUGCAGCGCUGCAGCUGUGUUCAAAGACCGCCUGCGCGUCGGUGUUGUGUCAUCCAAAAGGGCUGGUGUUGGCAAAUCUCUCUACAUCAAGAGGCUGUAUGAAAAACUGAAACACUCCACCAAAAAGCCAUCAAUGAUGAAAUGCAUUCGCCUGAUCGAACCAAAUGUUGACGAGAAUGUCAUCCUUCAAUCUUUGUUGAACACCCCCAAAGGUGAAGAACUCACGAUGUUCCAUUUUGACGUCACAUCAUCGGUGCAGAAAGGUCUCCAUGAGUUUCUUUUCAAAUUGUUGAUCCUGCGCUAUUUGAUGGACUCUGAGGGAAAGACGUGGAAGUGCAGUGACAAGCAGCUGUAUCUCAUUGAGAUGUUAGAGCCGACUGUCAUGUCAACUAGAAAUGUUUCACGGCAGGCCGAAACUUUGAAAAGCACAUUCACAGGUGUGUUUCCAAAUAUUUUCUGCCGACCACCCAAAGAAGUGCUAAUGUUGGAGAUCAAGAAGCAAGGUGAUCCUUCUUUUGAGACCAAUGAAGAACCACUAAUGGAUGAAGAAGAAUACAGGAGUGCAGCCUUUCAGCGGCCAUACCAGUAUCUCACACGGUUUCAUAACCACAAUGAUCUUGAUUUGUUCAAAUACCAGGAUGUUGAAGGGUCACAGGUUGAAUGCCUUCAGAUGCUUCUCAUGUUCUGUGGAAUGAUGGAUCCAUCCUGGGCAGAGCUGAGAAAUUUCGCAUGGUUCCUCAAUCUUCAGCUGAAAGACUGCGAGUCAUCCGUCUUUUGUGACCCUGAGUUAACAGGAGACACUGGAUUGACUGGUUUCAAAACCUUUGUGGUGGACUUCAUGAUUCUGAUGGCAAAAGACUUUGCCACUCCAUCACUAAGCAUCUCUGACCAGAGUCCUGGCAGGCUGCAGAUGGACAUGACUGGUGUCAAAGACGAAGACUUGGCUCCUUUUCUGAUCAGAAAGAGAUGGGAAACCGAACCACAUCCAUACAUCUUCUUUAAUGAUGACCAUGUGUCCAUGACCUUUAUUGGCUUCCAUCUUGUGCCCAAUGGCCCGAACUCUGUUGAUGCCAUCGAUCCCACUUCUGGAAGGGUGAUAAAAAAGAAUGUCAUGACAAAUACAUUGUAUGAAGGCCUCAAACUACAGAGAGUCCCGUUCAACAUGGACUUUGAUCUCCUUCCAAGAGGAGAGAAAAUAGAGCGACUCUGCAAUGUUCUUGGUAUCCAGUGGCCCCUUGACCCUGAUGAAACCUAUGAGCUUACCACUGAUAACAUACUGAAGAUGUUAGCAAUCCAUAUGCGCUUCAGGUGUGGCAUCCCUGUCAUUAUCAUGGGAGAGACGGGUUGUGGUAAGACGAGGCUCAUUAAAUUCCUUUGUGAGUUGCGAAGGAGUGGAGUGGCCACUGAGAACAUGAAACUGGUCAAGGUGCAUGGGGGCACAACUUCUGAGAUGAUUUACACCAAGAUCAGAGAAGCUCAAGACCUUGCUUCUAUCAACAAGGGAGACUAUGGAUUUGAAUCUGUUCUCUUUUUUGAUGAAGCCAACACAACCGAUGCCAUUAGCAGUAUUAAGGAGGUCCUCUGUGACAAGACGGUCAAGGGGGAAAGUUUGACAUCCGACUGUGGAUUGCAGAUCAUUGCAGCAUGCAACCCUUACCGAAAGCACACGGAUGAGAUGAUUCAGAGGUUAGAAUCUGCCGGCCUUGGGUACAGAGUUCGGGCUGAAGAGUCAGAUGAAAAGCUUGGGUCCAUUCCCCUCCGCCAGUUAGUCUACAGAGUUCAAGCAUUACCACCAAGCAUGAUUCCUCUGGUGUGGGACUUUGGACAGUUAAACGAUCAAACAGAGAGAAUAUACAUCCAGCAGAUUGUGCAAAGAGUGGUUGAAAAAAAGGCCAUUCCUCAAACUUGCAUCAAGUGCAUCACUGAUGUCCUCUCAGCUUCACAGAAGUACAUGCGGACAAAAAAGGAUGAAUGCAGCUUUGUCAGCCUGAGAGAUGUCGAACGCUGCAUGCAGUCUUUUGUUUGGUUCUACGACAACCACAUCAAGUUGUUUGCAGAGCUUAAAGAUUUUGAGAGUAAACAGAAAGCUGAGAAGAAUGAAAGGCAUCACAGACAGCAGGAGGUCAGAGACCCUGUUCUCUGGUCUCUAGUCAUGGCCAUUGGAGUGUGCUACCAUGCCUGCUUAGAGAAAAAGGACAAAUACAGACAGAAAAUCAGCAAAAGCCUACCAACACAAUACAGCCCAGAAAAAGUCAUGCAGGAAAUCACACUAAUGCAGGAUUUGCUUUUGAGCGGUGUUCCAAUGGGGGAUACCAUUGCGAGAAACAGUGCACUGAAAGAGAAUGUCUUCAUGAUGGUCAUCUGCAUUGAGCUCAAAAUCCCUCUCUUCCUAGUUGGGAAACCUGGCAGUUCAAAAUCUCUGUCUAAAACUCUUGUGGCUGAUGCAAUGCAGGGCCAAGCUGCUCAUUCAGAUCUCUACAAAGGGUUUAAACAAAUCCAUUUGGUCUCCUUCCAGUGUAGCCCUCAUUCAACACCAGAAGGCAUCAUUAAUACAUUCAAACAAUGCGGACGCUUCCAGGAAGGGAAGAACCUGGCGGAGUACAUUUCAGUUGUGGUUCUUGAUGAGAUUGGGCUGGCUGAGGACUCUCCAAAAAUGCCACUGAAAACCCUCCAUCCACUGCUAGAAGAGGGAUGCAUUGAUGAUGAGCCACUACCACACAAAAAGGUUGGAUUCAUUGGCAUCUCAAACUGGGCUUUGGACCCUGCAAAGAUGAACAGAGGCAUUUUUGUCUCCCGUGGUGACCCUGAUGAGAGGGAACUCAUUGAGAGUGCUAAAGGCAUAUGCAAAUCCGAUGCAAUGGUUUUGGAGAAAGUCAGGGAUUUAUUCCAGCCCUUUGCAAGAGCCUACUUGAACAUCUGCCACAAAAAAGGCAAAGGCUUUUUUGGCCUACGUGACUAUUACAGCUUGAUUAAGAUGAUUUUUGCAGUGGCCAAGGCUUCUCAAAGGAAGCCCACUCCAGAAGAAACCAUAAAGGCAGUGUUGAGAAAUUUCAGUGGAAAGGAUGAUGUUGACGCAGUUUCCGUCUUUACCAAAAGACUGAAUUUUCCACAGGACCUGGAUAACAUCAGUGCCAUUGAGUUUGUCAAAGAAAACAUUCAGUCGGUUGGACAAGAAGAAUGUCGUUACCUGCUGGUACUGACAAAAAACUAUGCAGCGCUACAAAUCUUGCAGCAAUCCUUCUUUUCAGAAAAUGGUCAGCCAGAAAUAAUCUUUGGAUCCAGUUUCCCAAAAGACCAAGAGUACACCCAAAUCUGCCGCAACAUCAACAGAGUAAAGGUCUGCAUGGAGACAGGUCAAACGGUUGUUCUCCUAAACUUGCAAAACCUCUAUGAAAGCCUGUACGAUGCCCUCAACCAAUACUAUGUUUGGUUGGGAGGACAGAAAUAUGUGGAUCUUGGACUGGGAACCCACCGUGUGAAAUGUCGGGUGCACAGGGACUUCCGGCUGAUUGUCAUUGAGGAAAGAGAGGUUGUCUACAAACAGUUUCCAAUACCUCUCAUCAACAGGCUGGAGAAACAUUACAUGGACAUCCACACUGUCCUUAAAACCGAGCAGACGAAGAUUGCGAAAGAACUGGAGGGAUGGUUGAGACUCUUUGUCUCUCUCAGCAAUCAACACGCAACAGCAGCUCAGGCUUACAAGUACCAACCGCCAGACGUCUUUAUCGGCUACCACUCAGACACAUGUGCUUCAGUGGUACUACAAGUUGUGGAAACGCAGAAGGGCAGUUUGGACAUUUCAGAUCCUGAGAGGAGAGUACUGGACGAGGCAAAACUCAUACUGCUCAGAUGUGCCACACCAGACUCAGUUGUGCGGUUGGACUGCACAGGCCUUCCCAAAGUGGAGAGUGAAAAUCUGGCCAGAGUUUACUUCGAAGAGCAGAAUAACAGCUGCUUAGCCGACUUCAUUCUUGCACACACAAUGCAGGAAGUCCAUUGCCACUCCUUCUUCACAGAGGUGACGACAUUCUCCAGACUUCUGACAGCUUCUGACCUUGAUACACUAGAACAAGUGUUGAAUAGUGUUGAGCUUCUGUCACUCCAGCAGUUUGACACGGAGUACUCGUUCCUGAAGAAAAUUAGGAACUUCCUCACAGCUGAUAAUGGCAGCAGUAACACUGGACCCCCCAACAAGAUCCUCCUCAUUCAGAGUGAUUUCGACGAAGCCUCUCACAGUGCCAAUCUCAUUGCAUCUGCAAAAUAUUCAUCCAUGAAUGAAAUCAACAAGAUAACUCACGAGAGCAACGGAAGCAGGGUGUUUGUCUACUUUAUCACCAGACUGCCAAGAAUGGAAGGAGGGACUUCCUACAUCGGCUUUCAUGGAGGCCCCUGGAGAUCAGUUCACAUUGAUGACCUCAGACGGUCAAAGGACAUUGUUUCAGACAUCAAAACCUUGCAAAACAUGACAAUCAGUCAAAUGUUUGAAACAAAGAUGAGCCAGCCUGAAGCCAUGGAGGUGGAUGACAUGUAUACUGAGAAUGAGCAUGAGGAAGCAGAGGAAAAUGCAGAGGAAAAUGGCUGGAAAAACGCUGUGGACACGACAGCGCUGGUGCGGAGCUGUGUGCAGAGUGCAGUCGGCAUGCUCAGGGACCAGGUGGAAGGUGGCCGCAGUACUCGAAGAGUUGAGAUCCUGCUGACACUCCUCAGUGACAACGACGAAGUAAAAGGGGAAUUUCUGCAAACUGUAAAGAAGCAUCUUCACUCAUUGCUGGCGACUCAUGAUGGUUUAUCCAUCAAAAGCAACUGGGUUAUUAAGGAGGCCUCAAACAUUGACGCAUUGCAAGAGGGAGGCACUUUCAGGCACACCUUAUGGAAGCGCGUUCAGGCUGUGGUCAUUCCCCUCUUGGCUCAACUGGUUUCAGUCAUUGACCGUGAUCAAAACAUGAACAUCCUACUCGAUGAAAAGUGUGGUGGAUUUGUCAAGAGGCUUUGGUUAGAUAUCUUUGGCAAUGAUAAGCUGCUGGAAAUCCCACACCUAACACUGGACCCCAACUCUGAGACAAAAACAAUCCUGGUGCAGAACUACAUUGCCCAAGACAGGAACAUGAGCUGCAGCAUGCCCUUCAGCUGGAGGAUCAAGGACUACCUGGAGGAACUCUGGGUUCAUGCCCUUCAACGUGAAGGCCAAACCCAACAAGAUUUCGAUGAGUUCUUUUGGAAGACACCACUGGGGCGAUACAUUGAGAAAGCAGACCGAGAGAUGCAGACAGAGUUUUUCCAACGCUACCUUCAGGAUUUCAUCUCCAUGACAAUGAACGUGACAUGUCAGGAAGAUUUGGAGCUCCUGUGUGGUGCCCUGAACUGUUGCGUCAAUGAGCUGCGUUUGCAGCUCAAUAAUACGGAUACAGUGACAUCUCUUCCAUGGGUCCAUGCUGCUUAUCAUAAGUUCAAGAACCGACUUCAGAACUUCUCCAGAAUGAUUUGCAUUGAGCCCCAGGUGACCCAGCAUCUGUUGAAGAAUCAUCAUACCAGAGACGGGGUUGAACUGGUUCUUGAUGUGUAUGCUGCUUUCGCAUGUGUGGAGUACCUGGAGCCUGGAUCCCUGGACACAGAUGCCCAAAGACAAGACUGGCUCAGACAGGUCAAAAAACUCCAUGUUCCCAUUGAGUUGAUCUGCUCUGAGGACAGUGUGAGAAGCUAUGGAGACAGGUGCAAGGCUAUUGUCCACAGAGUACAAGCUGGAUGGAAUCGGAUAUUCUCUCUCUCUCUGUUUGUGGAACAUAUGUUGUUGGGCAUUGAGCUGGUAGAGCAGAAGCUGACACCUCUGCUUUUGAAGCAUACAAAAGGGCUUUGCCAGAUUCUGGAAAAGAAUGCAGACCUCAAAACUCAGGAGUCCUUUGAGGCAGUAAUCAGUUUGCUCAAGAACUGCAAAGAUGGAGCCAUUGAAUGCAUCUUCAGGUUUGGUCUUACGCUGUGCCCAGUGUGUAUGGGAGACGCCCAAGAUCCGGUCUGCCUGCCAUGUGAACACAUCUACUGUUUAGCCUGUAUCAGACAGUGGUUGGUUCCCGGUCAGAUGUACUGUCCCCUCUGCAUGCAGGCAGUUAACGACGACUUCCUCAUGGUUCCUUCAGAUGCCAUAAGGAUUCUUAUCAAACAACAUGCUCAGUUCAGGAAGCAGUGCAAUGCUUUCUUCAUUGACCUGGUGUCCACCGUGUGCUUCAAAGACAACUCUCCCCCCUGUUCAGCUGUCAUUCGUCAUUUGCUGUCCUUUCUCAUGGUGGAGGCCAACCAUGUUACAAUUCUCGGAGUCAAUCGGCAAAUUCUGACAAAGGUGCUCUCUCCGUUUGAUGACUCUGUGGAUAAGAAUCCAGUGGUUCGGUCAGUGGUGCUCAAACUUCUGAUGAAGUACAGCUUCGAUGAAGUUAAAGGUUACCUGCAGCAGCAUCUGGUGGCAGUUGAGCAGAGCAACAUCUUGGAGGAGUCGGACAAAACUGAACUCUACUCGUUGUACUUGAACUGCCUGGAGGAUUCCAUGUUUGAAAGGUUGCAGUUCAGGUCCAUUGCAGACCAACAGCGGUGUCUGAAGGAUGAAAGUGCCUUCCUGACUGACUACCUGCAAUCACAUGACCAGUCUGCUGAAAAAGCCACUGUGGAGUAUCUGCAGCAAAUGGCCAGAGUGCGUAUGGACCUGGAUAUGGCUGCAACCCUCAUUAUGGAAAAACUCAGAAACCCUGCAGAGGCUAAGGAUAAUGGUCAAAGUGGAACCGCAGCCUUCCUGGCCAGUGUGGUGACCUUGUGUAGGCGCAGUGGAAACGACUGGUAUCGAGUCUACUUGAUCCGUAAGAUCUGCAGCCAACAUGGAGUGGAGUUUGUCCUGAAACAACUCAAAGUGGACGACAUGCGCUGGCUCUUCCCCGUGGAAGUGCUGCAAAAGAGUGAAGAAGCCACCCCAAUAGACCAGUUUCUUGUGUGUGGCGACGACUACAAGAUCAUCAGGGAUGCUGUUGCAAAUGGAAUAAUGGACUGCAAAGUGGACGGACUGGACAAGAUUUGUGAGGGGUGCAGAUGCUCACCACAGGGUAAAACAGUUAAUCUUCUGUUGGCGUUGUACAGGGAAGUCACCACUCUCUACAGAGAAGCCAAUGCUAGCUUCCACCCCAAGCCCAAGCAAUUGGAAGCCCUAAUGGCCUACAUCCAGGACUCCAAAGUCCUUGCCAGCCCACAGGUAAAGGCCUUUGCCAAAGCUCUGGUGACCAACCAGGUGGGGCCAUUGGUUGUUUGUCCCGGGGCUUCUGGUGCAAAGUGUGUUCUGACGGACUUAACCAUUCACCUGGCAGCUGUCUUGCUCAUCAGUAACCAGGGGAUCUUGGCCCCCCUGCAGCAGCUGGCCAUGACGCCUGCCAACAUGCAGGCAGCCUUCUUGCCAACUAUGCCUGAGGACAUGUUAGCAGUGGCUCAACAAGCUAUGGGGCCGGUGCAGUGGUACCAUUGUCCAAAUGGUCACCCAUGCACCAUUGGAGAGUGCGGCCAGCCCAUGCAAACAAGUUUUUGUCCGGACUGUGGUGUUAAAAUAGGAGGAGACAACCACAUUCCUGUGACGGGAUUUAGAGUUGUUCAGUUGCAAGGUGACCGCACUCAGACAGGUCACAUCCUCGGUGACCACAGACGCAGGGACAAUCCAGACAUGUUGGACACAAAGAGCAUGUCCCCGGUUCCCUUCACCAUGGCCCGCAUGCUCAAUCACAUGGCCAUGCUACUGGGUGCCCACAGCUGCCCACAGUCUAUCUCGGCCAUCAUCAAGCCACCAGUCCAUGACCCAGCUGCAUUUAUACUUGCUCACCUGCAAAAGGACUUGACACAUCUCAUCAGAUCUCUGGGUAAAGGGACGGAUGACACAGUCAGCACUGUUCACCUGCUCAUCAGCAGCCUCAUGGAACCACAACAACAACAAACAUGGCCUGCUCCUUUUGACAAUCUGUUCUCCACCAAAGACGCUAGAAAUGGAUGGGAGAUGGAAGUGAGCAACACCAUCAUCACACCUCAGCUGAAGAACUUGGAUAGACGGCUUAAGGAAGUGAACAAAUUCCUCCAGGCUGAUUCUCGCGUCUCGGCCAAUCCAAUCAUGAAACUAAUGUUUGGAAAUCCCAGCCUCUUCUUGACCUCACUUCCCCAGAACUCUCUGAUCCACAGCUCUGCGGUGUGGAGCUGCCGGGAGAAAGUGUCUCUGCUGAGCCUCACUCACAUUGUGGAGCAGAAUGAUGGCAAAGACAUGCUGCCGGUGCUCUGGAGAUUUCUGCAUAGGGAAGCAGAGCUCAGACUAGUGAAGCACCUUCCUGAUAUCCUCACACUCCAGAGAGAUCUGGUCAAGAAGUUUCAAAACAUCACUGAGCUGACUUGUGGCACCAUUACGGAGUUCCUCCACAGUCAGAAAGCAGUUUCGCUGAAAACCUGGUAUGAUAAAUACAUCAAAAUCUUCCUAACAACCUGGAAUCAGCUCAGAGUGUCUUUGGCCACUAAUGGUGAAAUCAAGAUCCCAGCAGAGUUCUGCCAGAAUGACCUGGACCACAACAGUGACUUAAAGGUGCUGUUACCACGACGACAAGGCCCAGGCCUGUGCUCCACAGCUCUUGUCAGCUACCUCAUCGCCCUGCAUAAUGACCUGGUAUACUGUGUGGAUAAGCACACUGGAGAGGAGACCAGCUACAAAGUGAGUCCUGCCGAUUUGACUGAACUGCACGUAAUUCGGUACGAGCUGGACAGAGACCUGAUGCCCCUGGUUCUGUCCAACACCCAGUACAGCAUAGAGAAAGGCCAGGAGACUCUUCAUGAGUACGACUUGCCCAAGAUCCAGCAACAGAUAAUCUCCCGCUACCUGUUGGGCAAACCUCUAAUCACUCUCAAUGGCAUUCCAACACUGGUGACCAGACAUGACCGCAACUACGAGGUCAUCCUGAAGGAUGUAAAAGCAAAAGUCCAGCAAGAGCCUCUUCAGACUCUCACCCUGUCUGCCAUGGCUGGGGAGCUGCACUCCUACAGUGAAGUGUGUGAGGCCUUGUCCACACUGGAAGUGGCCCUCGGUUUCCUCGCCACGACUGGGGGAGAGCCUCUCAUGCAGCUGUCCUGCUACCUGGAGGAGGUGCUGCAGAUGGGGAACCAGAUGGCUCCACAUAUCUUCAAGGCCCUGAGCAUGUGCUGUCUUAAGCAUUGUGUGGCUCUGUGGCAGCUGCUGGCCUCACUCAAAUCAGAAAAUAUGCUACGGCUCAAGAGGGAUCCAUUUGUGGAAGUCUCAGUGAAGUACAAACAGGCCCUGAGCGAGGAGGAGCACAGGCUGCUCAUCGGCUUCUUCUCUAAGAGCAGCGCUGACAGUUUCCUGCUGGAGAUGCACGAGUUCCUGGUGCUUGUUCUUAAAAAGUCCAAUGCACCUGAAACCUACAGGCCUGACUGGAGCCUGAAAGACACACUGGUGUCUUACAUGGAGCGCAAAGACCUGGACACCCCCCCUGAUGUGGAGGAGCUAUUCCCGGGGGAGAUCUGUCUGUCCCAGUAUGUUGAAGCCUGGAAGUUCAUCGUGGCCUUCAAGCAGGAGCGCGGCCAGCGACAAUGAGAAUGUGAUGAAAGGGAUGAUUUUUUGUAUGCCUUCAUUGUGUGAUACUAUCAAAUCCCUAAACUUGAAGUUUACAAUCAUGAUGAUUCCACAGAAUUGAAGUCAGUGUUUUAUUUUACACAAAUAUAUGCAGAGCUGAUGUGCCUUUUUUAGAGCACUGCUGUUAAGAUUCAUAAUGACUCAAAAUAUAAAUAUCAUAAAGAUUAAAAAGUGUGCAGUUCACAUUUACAGCUCAGCUGUAUGAAGAUGUGAUCCUUGAAGAUGUAUUUAUUGUCUUCUAUUUUUCUAACCGCCAACAUGUUGACAGUUUCCAUACAGUUUAAAGUCUUCUUUCUUGCACUUUAGUUGUGAACAUGUCUGUCCCUAAGAGGCAGAGAACAAUCUAAAUUCUUCUCAGGAACAACAUGUGGAAUACCUCUGGGUUCUGAAAAUCACUUUGACUUGAGUAACUGUACUGGAAGUUCAGUAUAAUAUAUAUUUUCACUUUGCUUAAACCAAUUGUAUUGUAAUUUCCAUCCUUUUUUAUCACUCUUCAUUCAUGUUAUUUUGAUGUUCCUAGAAGUUGUAUUUUGCCUUUCUUCCACUUUUUUUAAUUCAUUUAUAGCAAAAGUUUCCUUAAGGUUAAUGACCUUUUCUUCACAUAACUGUUUUUAUGUUAUGUUCAGCAUAUUUACAGAAUACAAUAUACUCUUACUGUCUUACAUUCCUAUUUUGUUAUUCCUGAUAUGUGUGCAUGGUAAAAGAUACUGCUUAUAAUAAAUGAUUCCACCUUCUG